AUGUUGAAGCAGACAAUUUCUUCAGAAGCACUAUCAGAAGAGCAGGAUAGGCUACAAGCACUAUCAGAAGAGCAGGAUAGGCUGCAAGCACUAGCAGAAGGGCAGGAUAGGCUGCAAGCACUAGCAGAAGAGCAGGAUAGGCUACAAGCACUAGCAGAAGGGCAGGAUAGGCUACAAGCACUAUCAGAAGAGCAGGAUAGGCUGCAAGCACUAUCAGAAGAGCAGGAUAGGCUGCAAGCACUAGCAGAAGAGCAGGAUAGGCUGCAAGCACUAGCAGAAGAGCAGGAUAGGCUACAAGCACUAGCAGAAGGGCAGGAUAGGCUACAAGCACUAUCAGAAGAGCAGGAUAGGCUGCAAGCACUAGCAGAAGAGCAGGAUAGGCUACAAGCACUAGCAGAAGGGCAGGAUAGGCUGCAAGCACUAUCAGAAGAGCAGGAUAGACUACAAGCACUAUCAGAAGGGCAGGAUAGGCUGCAAGCACUAUCAGAAGAGCAGGAUAGACUACAAGCACUAGCAGAAGGGCAGGAUAGGCUGCAAGCACUAUCAGAAGAGCAGGAUAGGCUGCAAGCACCAUCAGAAGGGCAGGAUAGGCUGCAAGCACUAGCAGAAGGGCAGGAUAGGCUGCAAGCACUAUCAGAAGAGCAGGAUAGACUACAAGCACUAUCAGAAGGGCAGGAUAGGCUGCAAGCACUAUCAGAAGAGCAGGAUAGGCUGCAAGCACUAUCAGAAGGGCAGGAUAGGCUACAAGCACUAGCAGAAGGGCAGGAUAGGCUGCAAGCACUAUCAGAAGAGCAGGAUAGACUACAAGCACUAUCAGAAGGGCAGGAUAGGCUGCAAGCACUAUCAGAAGAGCAGGAUAGGCUACAAGCACUAGCAGAAGGGCAGGAUAGGCUGCAAGCACUAUCAGAAGAGCAGGAUAGGCUGCAAGCACUAGCAGAAGGGCAGGAUAGGCUGCAAGCACUAUCAGAAGAGCAGGAUAGGCUGCAAGCACUAGCAGAAGGGCAGGAUAGGCUGCAAGCACUAGCAGAAGGGCAGGAUAGGCUGCAAGCACUAUCAGAAGAGCAGGAUAGGCUGCAAGCACUAUCAGAAGAGCAGGAUAGGCUACAAGCACUAGCAGAAGGGCAGGAUAGGCUGCAAGCACUAUCAGAAGAGCAGGAUAGGCUGCAAGCACUAGCAGAAGGGCAGGAUAGGCUGCAAGCACUAUCAGAAGAGCAGGAUAGGCUGCAAGCACUAGCAGAAGGGCAGGAUAGGCUGCAAGCACUAGCAGAAGGGCAGGAUAGGCUGCAAGCACUAUCAGAAGAGCAGGAUAGGCUGCAAGCACUAUCAGAAGAGCAGGAUAGGCUGCAAGCACUAUCAGAAGAGCAGGAUAGGCUGCAAGCACUAUCAGAAGAGCAGGAUAGGCUGCAAGCACUAGCAGAAGGGCAGGAUAGGCUGCAAGCACUAUCAGAAGAGCAGGAUAGGCUGCAAGCACUAUCAGAAGAGCAGGAUAGGCUGCAAGCACUAUCAGAAGAGCAGGAUAGGCUGCAAGCACUAUCAGAAGAGCAGGAUAGGCUGCAAGCACUAUCAGAAGAGCAGGAUAGGCUGCAAGCACUAUCAGAAGAGCAGGAUAGGCUGCAAGCACUAUCAGAAGAGCAGGAUAGGCUGCAAGCACUAUCAGAAGAGCAGGAUAGGCUGCAAGCACUAUCAGAAGAGCAGGAUAGGCUGCAAGCACUAUCAGAAGAGCAGGAUAGGCUGCAAGCAUUAUCAGAAGAGCAGGAUAGGCUGCAAGCACUAUCAGAAGAGCAGGAUAGGCUGCAAGCAUUAUCAGAAGAGCAGGAUAGGCUGCAGGAUGUCAACGGUCUUCACCUUCUUUCAUCUUGUCCAAUAAAUUUACUUUUAAAUUCAGUUCGGUCUUUGUUUUGUCCAAUAAAUUUAUCGUUAUCAGGAACUGAUGGAGGGAUACAGGGAGAUCAAUUUCAACAAUGGUGGAAUGCAAUUGUUCCAAUUUCAUAA
Molecule: messenger RNA, 1992 nt
Organism: Procambarus clarkii (red swamp crayfish)
Lineage: Eukaryota; Metazoa; Arthropoda; Malacostraca; Decapoda; Cambaridae
Source: RefSeq, a predicted model, not a curated record